AUGGCAACACCGUUCAUUGGGUAUGGUGAUGAGACAGUAAGGCAAGCGCCAAGAAAUGGUGAGGAGGAAGAUGAUUAUGCCACUGUUUCGGAUUUGAAAUGGGAAGAUGCUGAUGACGACUUGGCUAUUGAACGUGAGUGGUAUCUUCAAGAUGAUGAGGGCGGUGUGGCUGGUGAUGCCGAUCACAAUCCCUUUGCGCAAUACGAAGAUAUGCAUGGCCAAGUUUCAGGUGUAUUGGCACAAAGACAUAAGAGGCUCACAGCGAGGCAAGCACAAUAUAACGUUGAUCUGGAUGCUUGGGAGAACAGUCGACUUCACUCAGGUGGUGUCGGAGGACGGCAAGCUGUGAGGGAUGACAUUGAUGAGCAUGACGAGAACAGGAUUCAUCUCAUGGUUCACAACCUUCGCCCUCCAUUUUUGGAUGGUAAAACUGUAUACACCAAACAGAUUGCACCUGUGAAUCCUGUUCGGGACCCCACCUCUGAUUUAGCAGUUUUUGCCAUGAAAGGUAGCCGCCUUGUGAAAGAGCAUCGUGAAAGAGCGGAACGAGCCAAGGCGGCAGGCCGAGUUGCUUCUCUCAAAGGGACGCAACUUGGUAAUAUUAUGGGUGUAAAGGAUGAUGACGACGAAGAGGAGCAGAAGAAAAGUCAAAUUGACCCGUCUAAAAAUGACGGCAAAGGUGAUUCCAAAUUUGCCUCCCAUAUCAAAAAAGGGAAAGGUGCUACUAGUUUUAGCCAAAACAAGUCUAUACGUGAGCAACGACAAUACUUGCCUGCAUUUGCAUGUCGUGAAGAGCUCAUGCGCGUAGUUCGAGAAAACCAAGUCGUGGUCGUCAUUGGUGAAACUGGCAGUGGUAAAACAACCCAGUUGUGUCAGUUUUUGCAUGAAGACGGAUAUACUGACUAUGGCAUUGUGGGCUGCACCCAACCUCGCCGUGUAGCUGCAAUGAGCGUGGCUAAGCGAGUAAGUGAAGAAAUGGGGUGUGACCUUGGAAGUACGGUGGGGUAUUCAAUUCGUUUUGAAGACUGUACAUCGAAGGACACGAAGAUCAAAUACAUGACGGAUGGUGUAAUGUUACGUGAAUCACUUACGGAGCAUGACCUAGACAGGUACUCUGCCAUCAUCUUAGAUGAAGCCCAUGAGCGUAGUCUCAGCACUGACGUGUUAAUGGGGUUAUUAAAGAAGGUGCUCACGCGACGACGCGACUUGAAGCUAAUUGUCACAUCGGCUACAAUGAAUGCGGAGGGCUUCUCUAAAUUCUUUGGAUUGGCGCCUAUUUUUACAAUUCCAGGUCGCACAUUCCCGGUAGAUGUACUGUUCAGCAAGUCUCCAUGUGAAGAUUACGUCGACAGUACGGUCAAGCAAAUCCUUACAAUUCACUUAUCGCAAGGCAAGGGUGAUAUCCUGGCUUUUAUGACAGGACAAGAAGAUAUUGAAGUGACAUGUGAAGUGGCCGUGGAACGCCUGAAGCAACUUGAAGGUGCCGCACCUUUGUUGAUGUUGCCCAUCUACUCUCAGAUGCCUGCAGAUCUCCAGGCUCGCAUUUUUGAACCAUCUGAAAACGGAGAACGAAAGUGCGUUGUUGCGACGAACAUCGCCGAAACAUCUCUGACCGUGGACGGUAUUAUGUUUGUGGUCGAUGCUGGCUACAGUAAGCUCAAACUGUAUAAUCCCAAAGUGGGUAUGGACUCUCUCCAAAUUACACCAAUUAGCCAGGCCAAUGCCAUGCAGCGCUCUGGCCGUGCUGGCCGAACUGGUAGUGGUACAGCCUAUCGACUGUAUACGGAAGUGGCAUUCCAUAACGAGAUGUUUCCCAGUACAAUUCCCGAGAUCCAGCGUACAAACUUGGCCAAUACAGUGCUGUUGUUGAAAUCGCUAGGUGUUAAGAAUUUACUCGAGUUUGACUUUAUGGACCCCCCGCCGCAAGAUAAUAUCCUAAACAGCAUGUACCAGCUCUGGGUACUUGGCGCAUUGGAUAAUAUGGGCAACUUAACAUCGCUGGGUAAGAAAAUGAGCGAAUUCCCGAUGGAGCCUAGCUUAGCGAAGGUUUUGAUUAUGAGUGUGGAAUAUGGCUGUUCUGAAGAAAUGCUGACUAUCGUCAGCAUGCUCAGUGUCCCCACUGUGUUCUAUCGACCAAAGGAACGUCAGGAAGAAAGUGAUGCGGCACGUGAACGUUUCUACGUGGCAGAGAGCGAUCACUUGACUUUAUUGCAUGUGUACUCACAAUGGAAGAACAAUGGCUUCAAAGACAGCUGGUGUAACAGGCACUUCUUGCACGCGAAACUGCUUCGCAAGGCUAGGGAGGUGCGUGCCCAGCUGGAGGAUAUUCUCAAGAGCCAGAAACUAUCGCUGUCCAGCUGUGGUACAGAUUGGGAUGUCAUACGGAAAUGCAUUACCUCGGGUUAUUUCCACCAGGCAGCUCGCGUGAAAGGCAUUGGUGAAUAUGUGAAUUGCCGUACAGGUGUACCGAUGCAUUUGCAUCCUACUAGUGCAUUGUAUGGCUUGGGCUAUACACCUGACUUUGUUAUAUACCAUGAGCUUACGCUAACCUCAAAAGAAUAUAUGGGUACAGUAACAGCUGUGGAUCCACAUUGGCUUGCUGAACUAGGAAGUGUCUUCUAUUCUAUCCGUGAACAAGGUUCCCUAGCAUCUGCAAGUCGACGAGGUCGUGACACACAGCUUAAUCGUAUGGUCGAAAUGGAAGCUCAGUUUGAACGUGAUCGAGAACGUGCUGCCCAAGAAGAUGAUACGGUGUGGAAACGACUCAAAAAGUCUGACGGUCGUGCAGCACGUGGGUCCACUAAUCGUGAUGGUAUUGCCAUGCCUGGCAUAGGUCCUCCUCGCAAGGGUCGAAGAACGCCUUUCCGCUAA
This is a messenger RNA of Malassezia pachydermatis, 2871 nucleotides long. Its product is annotated as pre-mrna splicing factor. The transcript has 2 exons. Lineage: Eukaryota; Fungi; Basidiomycota; Malasseziomycetes; Malasseziales; Malasseziaceae. The coding region runs from base 1 to 2871 and encodes 956 amino acids. Gene Ontology annotation, molecular function: ATP binding; RNA binding. Gene Ontology annotation, cellular component: spliceosomal complex; intracellular anatomical structure. Gene Ontology annotation, biological process: mRNA splicing, via spliceosome. The record is from RefSeq and is a predicted model, not a curated record.